UUUUUCUUUUUGGUCAGGUUAUUAUCAUGGCAACAAGAACCUCCUCUUCCACCUGAGUCUCCACAGAGUGACGUGAGUUCCGCGCUUCAUGAGAGCACGCGCCGAGCGCUGCCACGCGUGGAAACGUGCCGGAGUGUUUUUAUCCCGCAGCGGAGGAACGACGCGGCGCCGGAGCCGUCAUGGCAGCGUCGGAACUCUACACAAAGCGUGCUCGGGUGUGGAUCCCCGAUGCAGAGGAUGUGUGGAAGUCUGCAGAGCUGACUAAGGACUACAAAACCAGCGAUGUCUCACUGCAGCUCAUGCUGGAGGAUGGAACGAACAUUGAGCACACGCUGGACCCCAAGACAAAAAACCUGCCUCAUCUGCGAAACCCUGAUAUUCUGGUGGGCGAGAAUGACCUCACGGCACUCAGCUACCUCCAUGAGCCAGCUGUGUUGCACAAUCUUAAAGUCCGCUUCAUUGACUCAAAACUCAUCUACACUUAUUGCGGAAUUGUUUUGGUGGCUAUUAACCCCUAUGAGACGCUGCCCAUCUAUGGCACAGACAUCAUCAAUGCCUACAGCGGUCAGAACAUGGGUGACAUGGAUCCACAUAUCUUUGCAGUGGCUGAGGAGGCUUACAAGCAGAUGGCCAGGGAUGAAAGGAACCAGUCGAUCAUUGUGAGUGGAGAGUCCGGGGCAGGAAAGACUGUAUCGGCCAAAUACGCCAUGCGAUACUUUGCUACAGUCAGCGGCUCUGCCAGUGAGGCCAACAUAGAGGAAAAAGUCCUGGCUUCCAACCCCAUCAUGGAGGCCAUUGGAAAUGCAAAGACCACCCGAAAUGACAACAGCAGUCGCUUUGGAAAAUACAUUGAGAUUGGCUUUGACAAUCACUAUCGCAUCAUUGGUGCUAAUAUGAGAACAUAUCUGCUCGAGAAGUCACGAGUGGUGUUUCAGGCAGAAGAGGAGAGGAAUUACCAUAUUUUCUAUCAGCUCUGUGCAUCAUCCCAUCUGCCUGAAUUUAAGGCUCUAAAGCUGAGUAAUGCAAAUGACUUCCUGUACACCAGACAGGGCCGCAGCCCCGUUAUUGAUGGGGUGGAUGAUGUAAAAGAGCUUGGCACCACUCGCCACGCCUUCACCUUGCUAGGUAUUAAUGAGUCGUAUCAGAUGGGCUUGUUCCAGGUGCUGGCUGCUGUACUUCAUCUGGGAAACGUGGAGAUCAAGGACCGAGAUUCUGACAGCAGCAUCAUUGCUCCCAACAAUCACCAUCUGACGGCGUUCUGCGAUCUGGUGGGCGUGACGUACCAGGACAUGUCUCAAUGGCUGUGCCAUAGGAAACUGAAGACGGCCACGGAGACCUACAUCAAGCCCCUCCCCCGUCUGCAGGCCACCAAUGCCCGUGACGCGCUGUCCAAACAUAUCUAUGCCAAACUCUUCAACUGGAUAGUGGAGCAUAUCAACAAGGCUCUGAUCACCAAUGUCAAACAGCACUCCUUCAUUGGGGUUCUUGAUAUUUAUGGGUUUGAGACAUUUGAUAUCAACAGCUUUGAGCAGUUCUGUAUCAACUAUGCCAACGAGAAGCUGCAACAGCAGUUUAACAUGCACGUCUUCAAGCUGGAGCAGGAGGAGUACAUGAAGGAGCAGAUCCCCUGGACUCUGAUCGACUUCUACGACAAUCAACCCUGCAUCAACCUCAUAGAAGCCAAGAUGGGUGUUCUGGACCUGUUGGACGAGGAGUGCAGGAUGCCGAAAGGGUCAGAUGAUUCAUGGGCUCAGAAACUGUACAAUACCCAUCUAAAGAAGUGUGUUCUCUUUGAAAAGCCGCGCAUGUCCAACCGCGCCUUUAUCAUCCAACAUUUUGCUGACAAGGUGGAAUAUCAAUGUGAAGGUUUUCUGGAGAAGAACAAGGAUACGGUGAAUGAAGAACAGAUCACUGUGAUGAAGGCCAGCAAGUUUAACCUGCUGGUGGAGCUGUUCCAGGAUGAGGGGAAAGCUACCAGCCCGACAGGCCAGAUCCCCGGAGCCGGAGGCCGAACACGCCUCAGCAUUAAGCCUGACAAGAGCCGGGCAGACACAAGCAGCAAGGAGCACAAAAAGACAGUCGGCUGCCAGUUUCGGAACUCUCUGCAAAUGCUGAUGGAGACAAUGAAUGCAACCACUCCACAUUAUGUCCGCUGUAUCAAACCCAACGACUUCAAGCUUCCCUUCUCGUUUGAUCCUAAACGUGCAGUGCAGCAGCUAAGAGCAUGCGGCGUCCUAGAAACCAUCCGCAUCUCGGCUGCAGGCUUCCCAUCCAGAUGGACCUAUCAGGAGUUCUUCAGCCGUUACAGAGUGCUGAUGAAGCAGAAGGAUGUGCUGCCUGACAAGAAAAUGACCUGCAAGAACGUUCUGGAGAAACUAGUGCAGGACCAAGACAAAUACCAGUUUGGUAAAACCAAGAUCUUCUUUCGGGCUGGUCAAGUGGCUUACCUGGAGAAGCUGAGAGCAGACAAGUUACGCGCUGCCUGCAUCCGCAUACAAAAAACUAUUCGCUGCUGGUUGGCACGAAAGAAGUAUCUUCGCCAGCGCAGCGCUGCCAUCACCAUCCAGAGGUUCACCAGAGGAUACCAAGCCCGCUGUCUGGCCAAGUUCAUGCGUCGCACUCAGGCAGCCACCAUCAUCCAGAAGUACCAGAAGAUGUACGUGGCACGGAAGCGCUACAGACAGAAGCAGGCUGCUACUCUGGCCAUGCAGAGAAUCCUCAGAGGAUACUUGGCACGACAGAAGUAUCAGGCGCUGCUGCGAGAGCACAAGGCAUUGAUCAUUCAGAAGUAUGUGCGUGGUUGGUUGGCCCGGUGCUGGUACAAGCGCUGCCUUCACGCCAUUGUGUAUCUUCAGUGCUGCAUCCGGAGGAUGAGGGCCAAACGCGAACUGAAGAAGCUGAAAAUUGAGGCCCGCUCAGUGGAGCACUUCAAAAAGCUCAACAAAGGCAUGGAAAACAAGAUCAUGCAGUUGCAGAGGAAGAUUGACGAGCAGCACAAGGACAAUCGGUCAAUGAGUGAGAAACUGGUCGGUCUGGAAAAUCAUUACACAUCAGAGACGGAGCGAAUGCGUAGCGAGCUAAACCGUCUGCGUGGUGCAGAGGAGGAUGCCAAAAACAAAGCCAAUCAACUGUCCUCCCUGUUAGAAGAACUGGAGAGGCUGAAGAAAGAAUUAAGUGUCACACAGCAGGAGAAGAAGACUAUUGAGGACUGGGCACAACGCUACAGGAACGAAAUGGAGCAGAUGGUGUUGGACUUGAAGGAUCAGAAUGGCUCUCUGAAGAAGGAGAAGGACGAUUUGAACAGGUUGAUUCAGGAACAGAGUCAGCAGAUGACUGAGAAAAUGGUGCGUGCGAUAGCAGAGGAGACGCAGCAGCUGGAGACGGAUCUGAAUGAGGAGCGAUCUCGCUAUCAGAACCUCUUAACAGAACACCUUCGCCUCGAGGAGAAAUACGACGAUCUAAAGGAGAUAGCUCUCUCCUCGAACGUACCCAAACCUGGACACAGGAGAACAGAUUCCACCCACAGCAGCAACGAAUCAGAAUACACUUACAACUCAGAGUUGGCCGAAUCAGAAGAAGGUUCCCGUGCCGCAGAGGAUGUGACACGAGGAAUAGACACCUCACUCACCCUCAAACUGCAGAAACGCCUCACAGAACUCGAGCAAGAAAAGCAGUCAUUGCGCAACGAACUGGAAAGCAGAGAGGAGCAGUUCCAGCGGGCUAGAGCUCGGGAUGAUGCAGAGUUUAAAAAGGCCCGUGGGGCAGAGCUGGAGUAUGAGUCCUUGAAGCGUCAGGAGCUAGAGUCAGAGAACAAGAAGCUUAAACACGACCUGGCAGAGAUGAGGCAAAGCCUGCUGGGUAAUGCUGCAGCAGGCAGUGGUGCUCCUGGCUCCCCUGCAUACAAGGUGCUCUUAGAUCAGCUCAAUGCCUCCUGUGAGGAGCUGGAUGUCCGCAAGGAGGAGGUGCUGAUCCUGCGCUCCCAGCUGGUCAGCCAGAAGGAAGCCAUGCAUCACAAGGAUGAGAAGGAGACGAUGACAGAACCCUCUGCGUAUCUCGUUGACGUGAACAAGUUGAAAGAUGUUGAUGAACUCAAGCAAGCUUACUUAGGCGUCAAAGACACCAACAGAUCCCCUGUUCCAGACUUCCAUAAGCUGAAUGAGGAUGGAGAGCUGUGGCUGGUUAAUCAGGGGUUAAAGGAGACCAUCAGGUUGCUGGAGUCCCAGCUGCAGGCUCAGCGGCGAAGUUAUGAUAGUGAGCUGGAGGCAUUGUGCAGUGAGCUGCAAAAUGUCAAGGAGGAAAACAACCGUCAGCAGCAACUCUUGGCCCAGAAUCUCCAGUUGCCACCAGAGGCCCGAAUUGAAGCCAGUCUACAGCACGAGAUCACACGACUCACCAACGAGAACCUGGAUCUAAUGGAGCAACUGGAGAAGCAGGACCGAACCAUCCGCAAGCUGAAGAAGCAGCUGAAAGUUUACUCUAAGAGGAUCGGGGAGAUGGGAGCGGGUCAAGCCGAGGGCCAGACGUCUCCAGGACAGAUGGUGGAGGAGCCUGUCCACCCUGUCAGCAUUCCCCGCAGGGAGAAAGACUUCCAGGGAAUGUUGAAGUACAAGAAGGAAGAUGAAGUCAAAUUGUUCAAGAACCUCAUACUUGAGCUGAAGCCUCGAGGAGUCGCUGUGAAUUUGAUCCCAGGUUUGCCUGCCUACAUCUUGUUUAUGUGUGUGAGACACGCAGACUACGUCAACGAUGACCAGAAAGUCCGCACGCUGCUCACCUCAACUAUCAACAGCAUUAAAAAGAUCCUAAAGAAACGAGGGGAUGAAUUUGAGACAGUUUCUUUCUGGCUGGCCAACACAUGCCGCUUCUUACAUUGUCUGAAACAGUACAGUGGGGACGAGGAAUUCAUGAAGCGCAACACGUCGAAGCAGAAUGAGCACUGUCUGUCGAACUUUGACCUGACAGAAUACAGACAGUUAAUCAGUGACCUGGCCAUCCAGAUCUACCAACAGCUGGUCAAAUGCAUGGAGAACAUCCUUCAGCCCAUGAUAGUGUCUGGCAUGCUAGAGCAUGAGACCAUCCAGGGAGUGUCGGGCCUGAAGCCCACAGGUCUCCGUAAGCGGACGUCCAGCAUCGCUGACGAGGGCACCUACACCCUGGACUCCAUCGUGCGUCAGCUCAGCACCUUCCACUCCAUCAUGUGCCAGCAUGGCACCGACCCUGAGAUCAUCAAACAGGUGGUGAAACAGCAGUUCUACAUCAUUGGAGCCGUCACCUUGAACAACCUGCUGCUACGCAAGGACAUGUGCUCCUGGAGCAAAGGCAUGCAGAUUAGGUACAAUGUGAGCCAGCUGGAGGAGUGGCUGAGGGACAAGGGUCUGAUGAUAUGUGGUGCCAAAGAGACUCUGGAACCUCUGAUUCAGGCUGCUCAGCUCUUGCAGGUGAAGAAAAAGACUGACGAGGACGCUGAGGCCAUCUGCUCCAUGUGUCAGGCCAUUACCACUGCUCAGAUCGUGAAGGUCUUGAACCUUUACACUCCAGUCAAUGAGUUUGAGGAAAGAGUAUCGAUUGCAUUCAUAAGAACCAUACAGACUCGUUUGCGAGACCGGUGUGAGAGUCCUCAGCUGUUGAUGGACACAAAGAUGAUAUAUCCAGUCACCUUCCCUUUCAAUCCAUCCUCCCUCGCCCUGGAAACCAUCCAGAUUCCGAGCUCUCUCAACCUAGGCUUUCUCGCCCGUGUCUAAAGAAGGACGUACAUGCAACAUCAACAUGUGCUGAACUUUCAACAUGUCUGUUCCACAUCCUCUGAGUGCACACACACACACAUACACACAUUUACACUCACAUGCAUCUUUAUUUCACAAAUACAUCACAGUCACCAUCUCUGGUUUGAACCCUGCAGUAAAACGUCAUCGUCCAGCCACUGCUUGUAUAAACGCCAGCCUCUUAGAGAAGCCACAGCACCAGCUCAGUGCCCCAGUACUCGUCU
Molecule: messenger RNA, 5983 nt
Organism: Thalassophryne amazonica
Lineage: Eukaryota; Metazoa; Chordata; Actinopteri; Batrachoidiformes; Batrachoididae
Gene: myo5aa
Product: myosin VAa
Exons: 41
Coding region: 180-5738 (1852 amino acids)
Biological process (GO): vesicle transport along actin filament; actin filament organization
Cellular component (GO): actin cytoskeleton; vesicle; myosin complex
Molecular function (GO): microfilament motor activity; actin filament binding; ATP binding
Source: RefSeq, a predicted model, not a curated record